Cynoglossus semilaevis (tongue sole) is the source of this 1664-nucleotide messenger RNA. RefSeq names its product rab7a interacting mon1-ccz1 complex subunit 1 (gene rimoc1). Gene Ontology annotation, biological process: mitophagy. The transcript has 6 exons. The record is from RefSeq and is a predicted model, not a curated record. The coding region runs from base 87 to 920 and encodes 277 amino acids. Lineage: Eukaryota; Metazoa; Chordata; Actinopteri; Pleuronectiformes; Cynoglossidae.
GGACGUUCAUUUAUAGAAUUUACUGUAAAACUUGCUUCGGAGGACACGUGAGGAAUCUCCCACUCACGUGACCAACACGUUUAGUCAUGGCCGACGAUUACAGGCGACAAGGGUUUGAGUUGGAGAGAAGGAUAUUUGAGUUAGACGUCAAGUGUUCCAGUCUCAGAGCUGAAAAGCAAGAUGAUGAUUAUUUACAGAAUGCAUCCGCUAUACUAGAGAAGUUGAAGGGCCAUUUCAGACAAGGAGGAGGUGAGAGUAGCAACAUUUCCAAGCUACUUCAGGAUUACACACAGGUGGUUCUUGAUAUUACAUUUUAUGAAGAGAACAAGCUUGUGGAUCAGGAGUUUCCAGAAGACUGUUCACCAUUUAAAAUUCAGCAGCUGUUGCAAGACCUGACUGAGCCAGAAGUUUUGGCAGGAAGGCUAGCACCAACACAAGAGGUGCAGUCUGUGUUGGGUCUAGAGCUUCUAGAAUGCCUGUACUGGAGACGUGGUGCUCUGCUGUACAUGUACUGCCACACACUUCAUCAAAGAAAACAGUGGAUCAAGAAAAAUAAGGAAACUUUCCUUAAGUGUAUUCAGGAAGGUGUGCGCUACCUGAUGCGAAUGUUGCAAGUGAGAAGCUCAGUGAAGCUCAAUGAUGGAGUGGUCCUUCACGACACUUCAACAGCCAGCUUCCUGUCCGAAGGGAUCUUUUCGGACACACACCUGCUGACAAUGAUGUACAUUGGGGAAAUGUGUUUCUGGGCAGUCAAGUAUGAGGACUGUAGUGCCGAUAUGGACCGAAAAGAAGACCGCCUACAGUUUCGGGACAUUGGCACUCAGAUCCUUAACAAAUACGUGCUUGCCUGUGAGGGCCCUCUGCAGGGCCAGGGAUGGAACACAGAGAAUGCCAAGGAAAUCCUUAGUAUUCUACAGUGAAGCUCCAAACGUUACUCCCAGGCACAGAUCUAAGCUCAGUAUUCAACCCCAAAUUGAACCCAUCACCACGGGGCAUAUUGUUGUGGAAGGUUGAGACUAGGCACAGAGAAUGCAGAAAUUAAGAAAUUAAUGACUCAAUCAGUGUCUACUGGAAACAUCCAAUGCCAAAUGACCUGUGGCCAAAGCAGGUGAAAAAGUAAGUUGUAACAGAGGUGGUGUAAAAGCAGCAGGUGCUUCAGAGAAAACUUUUGACUCACUUUCUAUGCCCUGUCCUGUUGGAAAAGCAGUUAUCAUCCUUAUUACGGACUUUUGAUGGGGGCCGUCUGUUUUGCUCUAAGAAUGUGUUGUAAUAAUUAUAUUAACAAUAUUAACAAUAACAUUAAACUGACCUUUUUUAUUUUUUUGUUAUGAAAUUGUUACAAGUUUAAGAUAAUUUAGCUGGAAAAAAUACAUUGCACAGUAACAGUUUAUUUAUUGUUUUAUUACCAUUUUGUUAUGCUUUUAAUAUAACUGCAGAUGCAUUGAAUUUAGGAGGGGAUUGAAAAGUGUUCAAACAAUGUCUUCAUGACUAAUCACAGUGUGCUAAGAUUUGUACGUGUUCCAUCUGUUGCAACUUUCAUACAUCUGCCACUUUAUUCAAAGUGAUGCUGUAACAAUAAUUAGAAACUCUUUCAUUGUUUGAACGAAAACCCGAUUCAGUUUUUAAUGUCCAUGCUGACAAUAAACACAUAAUAUUUUAAAAAA